AAGAGGAACAGAAAUAAAAGAGAUUCCCCUGCCACCACCUCUCCACUUCACUCCCUGUCUCCUACCAUGUUCUUUGCUUCAAUCCAUAGCACCGAAGAACAACAGAGUGUAGCAACAAAAAAAAAAUUUCCAGUCCUUCGGGUUCUGUCCACUAAACAUUCACUCAAGCUCUCAAGAUCUCCUCCGGAAGGUGGUGGUGGUGGUGUGCUCCCCCAUUGGACUAAUCUCUACUGGUCACGGGUCAAUAUCAGUACAGAUAACAUCGCUUGCUCUGGAGUUUUGUCGUUGGACUCACUCGCUCCUCUUCUCUCUCUCCAUUAACUCCUGGUUCCCAAGUUCUCUUGUUUUGGAUUGUUCUUCUUGGAGUCUCAGACUCGUAGCUUUGUUUACGGAAGAUGGUCUUGGUGGGACUGGCGGCGCUGGUGGUGGCGCUUCUGGUGCAAUGCGGCGGGGCAGUGGCGGAGGUGACGUGCUCGGGUGCCGUGCCAAUGAGGUGGCGGAGGGAGGUGAUAUCAAUUACCGACUUUGGGGCGGUGGGGGACGGGAGGACUCUUAACACUUGGCCUUUUAUGAAGGCGAUAUAUGUGAUUCAGCACCGCAGGAGGAGGGGUGGAACUCUUCUCUACGUUCCUCCUGGUGUUUGGCUCACGGGGAGCUUUAACCUCACCAGCCACAUGACCCUGUAUCUUGCCAGAGGAGCUGUUAUUAAGGCCACCAUGGAUACGUGGAACUGGCCCUUGAUGGAUCCUUUGCCAUCUUAUGGAAGAGGACGCGAGCUACCUGGAGGGAGAUAUAAGAGUCUUAUCCAUGGGAAUGGAAUUCGUGAUGUUAUAAUAACAGGUGAAAAAGGAAUAAUCGACGGCCAAGGUGAAGUGUGGUGGAAUAUGUGGAGACAAAGAUCCCUGCGUUUCACAAGACCUAAUCUCUUGGAGUUCAUGUAUUCCAGUGAUAUCCUCAUUUCUAACGUGAUCCUUCAGAACUCUCCAUUUUGGAACAUUCACCCUGUUUACUGCAGCAAUGUGGUAAUAAGAUACGUGACUGUAUUGGCUCCAUUGGACUCUCCUAACACUGAUGGAAUCGAUCCAGAUUCCAGCUCCAAUGUCUGCAUUGAGGAUUCCUACAUUUCCACUGGGGAUGAUCUGGUGGCUAUUAAGAGUGGAUGGGAUGAAUAUGGCAUCGCCUAUGGCCGUCCUAGCUCGGGCAUUACCAUUAGAAGGUUGACAGGCUCCUCUCCCUUCAGUGGAAUCGCAAUUGGAAGUGAAGCAUCAGGAGGGGUGGAGAAUGUCUUGGUAGAGAACAUUAGUCUCUUCAACACCGGCAUUGGCAUCCAUAUCAAGACCAACGUUGGAAGGGGAGGGUAUAUAAGAAACAUAACAUUCAGUGAUGUGAACAUGAACAAAGUCCGCAAGGGAGUCAGGAUUGCAGGAGAUGUGGGCGACCAUCCCGACGAAAAGUUCAAUCCAUAUGCAAUCCCAACCGUCGAUGAUGUGACGAUCAAGAACGUUUGGGGCACCAAUGUCCAGCAACCUGGGUCGAUUGAAGGCAUCAAGACCUCACCCUUCACUCGGAUAUGUCUCUUUAAUGUUAAGCUCUGGGGCGGACCGCAGAACACGCCAUGGAAGUGCGCUGCUGUGAGUGGGGCUGCCCUUGGGGUGCAGCCGUGGCCAUGCACAGAACUGACCAGAACCUCUGAAUCAGGUUUCUGCUCGAAUGCUUUCUAAUGUUUGCUGAUCAUUUCAUUGAAUGCUAUUGUUGUGUAGGAAAUGUAUGCAUUCACCUUUCCACUGAUUGGAAUAACUUGUUUGAGGGUUAGACAUCGGUUGAUUAGAGAAUAGGAUGCUAAUGUGGAAUUAGAGGUUUUGUCAGGAAGCAUUGGACCACUUCCUUAUCCAUUUGUUUUUAGAUGCCCAUGAAAUGGCUAUGUUUGUGUUAAUAUUUGGAGUCAUUGUAAUUGUUCCAAAUAUUUAUUCAAUCCAUCUUCAAUUUCUUUUUCAAAACCUUUGGU
Molecule: messenger RNA, 2005 nt
Organism: Elaeis guineensis (African oil palm)
Lineage: Eukaryota; Viridiplantae; Streptophyta; Magnoliopsida; Arecales; Arecaceae
Source: RefSeq, a predicted model, not a curated record